This is a messenger RNA of Ictalurus furcatus (blue catfish), 705 nucleotides long. RefSeq names its product kelch-like protein 10. Gene Ontology annotation, molecular function: protein binding. The coding region runs from base 78 to 521 and encodes 147 amino acids. NCBI's taxonomy places the organism in Eukaryota, Metazoa, Chordata, Actinopteri, Siluriformes, Ictaluridae. The record is from RefSeq and is a predicted model, not a curated record. The transcript has 2 exons.
UCUGGUUUUUAUAAAACAGCCCUGUGUGAACGCUCAUCAUCAUCACUGCCUUUUACGAAGAAAAUUACAGAUCGGAUAUGAGUUCUGAGAGAGAGAGGAGUGCACACAUGACACUGGGCGGUGUGCUGAACGAGAUGCGGUUGAAGGAGGAGCAGUGCGACGUGGUCCUCAGAGUGGACGAGGUGGAAUUCAAGGCCCAUAAGAUUAUCCUCUGUGCGCACAGCCCAUAUUUCAGAGCCUUAUUCACGAAAGGGAGCAGCUCGGAUCAGAUGGUGUACACCAUCAUGAAUGUAUCUCCAGACAUCAUGGAGCUUAUAAUCCACUACAUCUACACCCAGGAUGUUCGAGUCACCACUGAUAAUGUGCAGGCUCUGUUGGCCAUGGCCGAUUACCUGCUCAUGCGAGACCUUGUUCGCAUCUGCUGUGACUUCCUGAAGGCACAUCUCAGCCUGGAAAACUGCUUAGGGAUUUGGCAGCACGGCAAUGCUCACUCGUACAAUGAGCUGCAGGAUCAGGCCUAACCUACGCGUUGCAUGUCACAUCCAGGACAUGAAUAUCGUCUGCGGUGCGGUGCGGUGAGCUGCUGUGUGAUAUCCGGGCUUCCCAACAUUCACCGUCACGUACGAUGACCUUCUGUAGAUGUGGAGCUUUUAAAAACGCUAUUAAACCACAUCCCAUUGGCAGAACUUCUGUCUCUGUCUGUUU